Messenger RNA from Panonychus citri (citrus red mite), 363 nucleotides. Its product is annotated as pre-mRNA-splicing factor CWC22 homolog. The record is from RefSeq and is a predicted model, not a curated record. The transcript has a single exon. NCBI's taxonomy places the organism in Eukaryota, Metazoa, Arthropoda, Arachnida, Trombidiformes, Tetranychidae. Bases 1 to 363 code for a protein of 120 amino acids.
AUGGCCCCUAAACGUAAGUCACGAGCAAGUCGAUCUCGAAGUCGAGCUUCAUCUAUGGACUCUAGUGAAGCUCCUCCAAGUAAAGCCAUGAAAUCAUCGGUUCGAGGAAAAUCAAAGAAACGAUCUAAAUCACGAGCAAGUUCAAUCGAUGGCAAAGAUUCCGGAAUGGGUUCCGAUUCAAAUUUAAGCUCAUCAAGUGUCUCCAAAUCAAGUGAUUCCCAAAUGGAUUCUAAACCUUCAAAAGCAAUGGGACGUAAAAAAAGUAAAUCAAUGGGCCCUAAGAAAAGCAAAGGUGCAGGUAAAAGUAAAGGAAAGGGAAAAUCGAAAGGACGAAAGACAAAAGGUCGAAAAGGUAAAAAAUGA